This is a messenger RNA of Struthio camelus australis, 522 nucleotides long. NCBI's taxonomy places the organism in Eukaryota, Metazoa, Chordata, Aves, Struthioniformes, Struthionidae. The record is from RefSeq and is a predicted model, not a curated record.
AUGUCCCCUCUCCUCCUGCCUUUCCCCGGUUAUUCUUCCCACCUCGGCUCCUCUGCGAGCCCGGCAGUGGGGUGCCCCAGCGCCCGGCAAGCAACGGGGAACCUGCGAGCCUCGAUUUCCCUCGGGAGCCGAAGCUGCCGAGCGCCCCGGCUCGGCCCGGAUUUCGAACGCAAGGCGGGUAUCGGCGCGUUCGACCCUCCGACCCUUCUCUUGCAGUAUUUGAUGGAAGGCAGCUACAACAAAGUCUUUUUGGCAAAAGGCAACAUCCCUGCGGAGAGCUACACCUUCUUCAUCGAUAUCUUGCUGGACACCAUCCGGGACGAAAUUGCCGGCUGCAUCGAAAAAGCCUAUGAGAAGAUCCUGUUCAACGAGGCCACCAGGAUCCUGUUCUUCAACACCCCCAAGAAGAUGACGGAGUACGCCAAGAAGCGCGGCUGGGUGCUGGGCCCGAACAACUACUACAGCUUCAGCAGCCAGCAGCAGAAGCCGGAGGACACCACCAUCCCCUCGACGGAGUUAGCC